Molecule: messenger RNA, 3471 nt
Organism: Phaeodactylum tricornutum CCAP 1055/1
Lineage: Eukaryota; Bacillariophyta; Bacillariophyceae; Surirellales; Neidiaceae
Exons: 4
Coding region: 28-3471 (1147 amino acids)
Biological process (GO): cGMP biosynthetic process; intracellular signal transduction; receptor guanylyl cyclase signaling pathway
Molecular function (GO): peptide receptor activity; guanylate cyclase activity; 3',5'-cyclic-nucleotide phosphodiesterase activity
Source: RefSeq, a predicted model, not a curated record
UGAUCUGAAGACUUGCAAGAAUUUUGUAUGAUGGAAAAGAGUAGUACCCGCAGCGAUGGUCGUGACGAUGAUUUGAUUUCGGUUCAGCCGUCUUCGAGCGGAACCAACACCGAAUUCGACCAAAACACCUUACAAGAUGAACGCGAUGAAACCAAGGAAGUUCACAGAUUGGCUGCUUCGGAAACUGCACAUAUUCGUUUUUGGCGAUUGGUGGUCGUGGCUUUACUGCUCGUAUCAGGUGCCGUGCUUUCUACGUUUACUCACAUAUUCCUCAAGGGCGAAGAAAAAGAUGACUACGUCGACGCGUAUUACCUAUUUGCGAAUACUGUUCAUGAUGUUACAAGGUUUCGUGUGGAGAACAUGUUCGAGGCCUUCCAGGGAUUGGCAGAAACGUUGACAGCGCACGCGAUUGUCAAGAACCUGACCUUUCCGUUCGUCUCGUUGCCUAUGUUCGAAGUUGCGGGCCGACAUACUUUAGCCCAAUCGCGCAACGAACUUUUAUUUUUUACGCCAUUUGUCACAGGGGACCAGAAAGAGGAAUGGGAGGGCUAUGCGUGGGAGAAUCAGUGGUGGCUCGGCGAAGGCCGCAGUAUUAGAUUAGAAAACGACCAAACUUUGCAAACAACGUCUUUCCUUGAAGGAAACAUUACACCUCAGAUUUUUGAGUUUGCGACUGUUUCUCCUCCGGGACAACCUUGUCAGGAUAGUACCAGUCGUCUAACAUGGCUACGCCUUGGCGAGAUAGACUCGGUCAUGUCCAGGGCUGCCAACACAGCAAGAACCUCCGGAUUGGUUUGGAGUGAGAGAGAUCAUAACGUCUUCCAUGAUCAAUUUGUUACUGGCACCGGGGAUGAGAGUCCUCACGAGCGCCCUCAUGCCGUCCUGCAUACGCCCGUCUACGAGCAACUGGGAAAUCGUGAUUCUAAAAUAGUGGGGUCACUUGUCAGCACCAUCGCUUUUGAUGCUUCCUUUGCUGAUCUGCUUCCCGACAAAGUGAGGGGUAUAUACUCCGUCCUAAAGAACAGUUGUGGUCAACAAUUUUCCUACGAAUUGACCGGAAACCGCGCGGUGUAUCUUGGCGACGGUGAUCGACACGAAACCGCCUUCAACCAAUACGAAGUCGUCGUUCCCUUCAACGCCUAUCGAGACCCCGAGCUCGCUGCCAACACGGACGGGCAUUGCCGGUACUCUCUACACAUCUACCCCAGUCAGCAGUUUGCUCAGGGAUACAAGUCCAGCCUUCCCAUCGUCUUCACUUCCCUCGUGGCAGCCACCUUCUUCCUCAUGGCUCUGACCUUCUUGGUCUACGAUCGCUUCGUCCACCGCCGUAACAUCAAAGUGGUUAAUGCCGCUGCUCGAUCUAACGCUAUCGUGUCAUCGCUGUUCCCUUCUAAUGUCCGUGAUCGCUUGUUUGAAGAUGCCAAGGCAAGAAGCGACGUCAACCAGGCCGCCCACUCUCGUCUCAAGACGUUCCUGCACAAUGGUGACUCCUCUGAUACCGCCAUCACUGACGAGAAUGCGCAUCACAGUGACUUCUUCAAGACCAAGCCCAUUGCUGAGCUGUUUCCCCAUACCACCAUCAUGUUUGCAGAUAUCAGCGGCUUCACGGCAUGGAGCUCGUCUCGAGAGCCGGCACAAGUCUUCCAGCUGCUGGAGACCCUGUACCACUCGUUCGACGAGACGGCCAAGAAGCGUCGUGUCUUCAAAGUCGAGACGGUCGGCGACUGCUACGUUGCCGUUGCUGGACUGCCCGAUCCGCGAAAGGAUCAUGCCGUAGUCAUGGCUCGAUUUGCCAAGGACUGCAUGCACCAGAUGCACUCGCUGACAAGAAAGCUGGAAGUAUCUCUAGGCCCGGACACGGCCGACUUGUCCCUACGAAUUGGGUUACACAGCGGACCCGUGACUGCCGGUGUCCUGCGCGGGGAGCGGUCUCGUUUUCAGCUCUUUGGAGACACCAUGAACACGGCAGCAAGGAUGGAAAGCAACGGAAUUCGCGGUCGCAUUCAGAUCUCGCAGGAGACGUCCGAUCUGCUUGCAGAUGCUGGCAAGACCCAGUGGUUCGUUGCACGCGAGGAUACGAUUGUGGCCAAGGGAAAGGGCGAGCUCAACACGUUCUGGCUUUCUGUGGGAGAUGUGGGUAAGGGGAGGUCGACAACCGACACAACGCACAGUAGCGACGAUGUUUUUGCGCCCAACAACUACAACAGCUCUGUAGCGUUGGAUGGUCUGAUGACGACCAGUGCCGAGUCAGAUCAGCAGGUCUACAACCUCGUUUCGAAUAAGACCUCGCGUCUCAUCGACUGGAACGUCGAUGUACUAUCGCGAUUGAUCAAACAAAUCGUGGCGCGUCGCAAGGCCUCCAAGGUACCAAAGAAGGACUUGUCCAAGCAAUACUUCUGUCCCGGCGACAACCGAGGAGCCGGGACCACGGUCCUGGACGAGGUGACGGAGAUUCUGGCUCUGCCGGAGUUCGACGCGGACGCUGCUCGUCGCCAGCAGGAUCCUGAGAACAUCGAGCUAGAUGACAGCAUCACGUCACAGCUGCAGCAGUACGUGUCCAAUGUGUCUGCCAUGUACCGGAACAACCCCUUCCACAACUUUGAGCACGCCUCGCACGUGACCAUGUCAGUGGUAAAGCUGUUGUCCCGUAUUGUGGCUCCCGUGGAUGUGGUGGUGUCGGACGGGAAGAACCAGAAGCGGUCCUUCGCCUCCAAGCUACACGAUCACACGUACGGCAUCACGUCGGAUCCUCUGACUCAGUUUGCUUGCGUCUUUUCGGCACUCAUUCAUGACGUCGACCACAGUGGAGUUCCCAACGCGCAGCUAGUGAAGGAGAACAGUAAGAUUGCUACAUUCUACCAGGGGAAAAGUGUUGCCGAGCAGAACUCCGUGGAUCUAGCUUGGGACCUGUUGCUAGACGACAGCUUCAAAGACUUGCGAGCCGCCAUCUUUGCCACGGACGUGGAGAAGGCCCGGUUCCGACAGCUGGUAGUCAACUCCGUCAUGGCAACGGAUAUCAUGGACCCGGAUCUCAAGGCUAUUCGUAACGCACGCUGGGAGAAGGCCUUUUCAGCCUCCCCAAAUAUGCAGGAAGACCUGAAAGACUUGACAAACCGCAAGGCGACGAUUGUAAUCGAGCACCUGAUCCAGGCCUCCGAUGUGGCACACACCAUGCAGCACUGGCACAUAUACCGGAAGUGGAAUGAGCGACUGUUCCUGGAGCUGUACCAGGCCUACAUAGCCGGUCGAGCAGAAAAGAGCCCGGAAACAUUUUGGUACAAGGGCGAGCUGGGCUUUUUCGACUUUUACAUCAUUCCACUGGCUAUGAAGCUGAAGGAAUGCGGUGUAUUUGGAGUGUCGAGCGACGAGUAUCUGAACUACGCGAUGCGCAAUCGCAAGGAAUGGGAAGACCGUGGUCAGGAAGUGGUGCGCGAAAUGAUGGAAAAGAUCAAAGGUGGGGCAAAGGGUUGA